Molecule: messenger RNA, 1118 nt
Organism: Lacerta agilis (Sand lizard)
Lineage: Eukaryota; Metazoa; Chordata; Lepidosauria; Squamata; Lacertidae
Gene: TMX4
Product: thioredoxin related transmembrane protein 4
Exons: 8
Coding region: 1-996 (331 amino acids)
Source: RefSeq, a predicted model, not a curated record
AUGGCGGCGGCGGCGGCGGUUGCUCUACCUCAGUCGCUUGGCUCUCGCCGCAGCCGCUCUGGCUGGGAUGGGACGGCGGGAAGGAGAGCGGCGGCGGCGGCAGCUCCGGCCUUGGUGGCGUUGGCAGCCGCCGUCGCCGCCGUCGCCUCGGCUUCGCAGGAUCCCGGCGCGGCGGGGCGGCCAGUGAGGGAGCUGAGCGGGUCCAACUGGAGCCUCCUGCUGCAGGGCCAGUGGAUGGUCCAAUUCUACGCCCCUUGGUGUCCCGCUUGUCAGGAGAUGGAAUCGGCAUGGGAGGCUUUUGCAGAAAACAGCAAAGACCAUGAACUCCGUGUGGGCAAGGUGGAUGUCACUCAAGAACCAGGCGUAAGCGGUCGCUUCUUUGUUACGACACUACCCACUAUUUACCACGCAAAGGAUGGAGUGUUUCGAAGAUACCGUGGCUUGAGGACGCUGGAGGAUUUAGAAGCCUAUAUCCUGGAGAGAAAGUGGGAAGCUGUAGAACCUGUGGCAGGAUGGAAGUCCCCAUCAUCUAUUAUGAUGCAUGGAAUGGCAGGACUCUUCCAUUUAUCUGCAUGGAUCAGGCAAAUCCACAACUACUUAACAGUCACUCUUGGAAUUCACAUUUGGGGUUCUUAUGCAGUCUUCAUAUUGGCCACUUUAUUGAUUGGUCUAAUCCUGGGCUUGAUACUGGUUUUACUUACAGACUGCAUUUUCCCACCUAAGUCCGAAGUGGAAGAUUCUGACUUGGUGGACCGCAGUGAUGAUAAAACAGAGGAGCAACAGGAGACAGUAGAGCAUAUAGCCGAAGAACCCGAUGCAGAAAAAGGUUUGUCUGAUGGAGAAGAUGAGGAAGAGGAGUCUCAGGGAAACUCUUCGGAGGACUCUGCAGUUGAAGGAUCCGAGACUGAAAAUGACUCUGAGAACCAUGCAUCUGACAAAGCGGAGCAAAGCUCUUUAAGGCAACGUAAAAACCAGGUGGAGGCUGAUGGACUAUAGUGCAAUUAGCUGUGUAUGUACUUUUUAUCUGGACCAAAGAAGCAUCGGGGACCAUCCUUGAUUGCAGCUGAAGCCAAACACUCGACCUGUAAACUGUUACAGCUAAAUCCAUACUUUGUGUC